Molecule: messenger RNA, 1140 nt
Organism: Halichondria panicea
Lineage: Eukaryota; Metazoa; Porifera; Demospongiae; Suberitida; Halichondriidae
Product: NADH-cytochrome b5 reductase 3-like
Exons: 6
Coding region: 145-1065 (306 amino acids)
Molecular function (GO): FAD binding; oxidoreductase activity
Source: RefSeq, a predicted model, not a curated record
UCCUAUAGACGACCUUUCCCCAACCAAGAUUCAUCAAAAACGAUCUUUUUCAAACAUAAUAAUGGUACAAGGGGCGUGUGGAAAUCAUCAGAUCAUCAUCUCUAUUCAACCUUGAAAAAUCAUCUUCUUGUUCAGUUGUUCAAGAUGGAGAUAGAGGGCUAUCAAGUGUUGCUUGUGUUUGGAGCUGUAGCUGCUGGUCUUGCUCUACUCGGCUACUUCACUCUGAACAAGAGUGGGCCCCCAAAGCCAAAGCCAGACAAGGGACCCAGGGCUCUCAAUCCAAGCCAAAAAAUUCCAAUGAAGCUAAUCGCCAAGAAAGAAAUCAGUCAUGAUACGAGAAAGUUCACGUUUGAGCUUCAGUCCCCAAAGCACGUACUAGGACUGCCAACUGGCAAUCACAUGUACCUGAGUGCUAGGAUCAACGGGGAGUUGGUCAGUCGACCCUACACACCUGUCUCCUCUGACGAUGAGCUUGGCUACUUUGAACUAGUCAUAAAGGUGUACUUUGCCAACGUGCACCCCAAGUACCCAGAUGGUGGGAAGAUGUCUCAAUACCUCGAGUCGCUCAGCCUCGGAGACACUGUGGAUGUGAGGGGGCCCUCUGGUAAAGUCACUUACCUCGGCCGUGGCUACCUUCAAGUUAAGCUCCCGGGGAAACCAGAACAGAUCCGCCAUUGCACUCAGUUGGGAUUCAUUGCUGGAGGGACUGGGGUCACUCCGAUGCUUCAGAUCAUCAUGGCUGUGCUCAAGGACCGAGAGGACACCACCAAGCUGUUCCUCCUCUUUGCCAACCAGACGGAGGAAGACAUUUUGUUGCGAAAUGAGCUGGAGACUCUGAGCAAAGAGAACCCAAACUUCUCUCUCUGGUACACUGUGGACAGACCCACUGAAGACUGGAAGUACAGCUCUGGGUUCGUGAGUACGGAGAUGAUAGCAGAGCACCUCCCUCCACCCACGGGGAAUAGCCAGAUUCUCAUGUGUGGACCACCCCCCAUGAUCAAGUUUGCCUGUCUACCCAACCUCGAGAAGCUGGGUUACAAGGAUGACUCUUAUGUAGCGUUUUGAGAACAUUUCUAGUGAUUAUUAGUUGACAUUAGUUGACUUGGAUUGCCUACAAAAAUACUUUAAUUAAAAAAAUUG